Molecule: messenger RNA, 1596 nt
Organism: Colletotrichum karsti
Lineage: Eukaryota; Fungi; Ascomycota; Sordariomycetes; Glomerellales; Glomerellaceae
Exons: 4
Coding region: 1-1596 (531 amino acids)
Source: RefSeq, a predicted model, not a curated record
AUGGGUGUGCUUCAUUGGGCACCUUUUCUGCUGUUCAGCGCUGCGGUAGUCCAGUCUGCACCUUCGCCAUCUGUGGUCAUCGAUGCCGGCGCCAUACUUGGAACGUCCACCUCUCUUCCUUCAUCUGAAGUCGUCGUAAACAAGUUCUUGGGUAUCCCGUACGCCCAACCGCCUGUUGGAGAAGAUCGUUUUCUUCCUCCGAAGCCUAUCACGACGCUCGCAUCAGAUCCGUUCAGUGCGGCCAGUUGGGGGAAUAAGUGCGUCGCAACGAGCGGUGCUCCCGAUGGACCUCCUGAAAGCGAAGAUUGCCUUUUCCUGAACGUCUACGCGCCGGCCGGAGUGGGGUGCUCAAAACCGGGCCGGCCGGUCUUGGUGUGGAUCCACGGCGGAUGGUUGCGGGAGGGGACGGCGAGUCAGCCGAUGUUCGACGGUACCGGCUUCGCCGCUGAGCAGGACAUUGUGGUUGUCACUUUCAACUACCGCCUCAGUGUCUUCGGCUUUCCGAACUCUCCUCAAUUGCCCCUCGAACAACGAAAUCUCGGAUUCCUCGACCAACGGCUCGCUCUCGAAUGGGUACAGAACAAUAUCCACGUCUUCGGCGGAGACCCGUCGAAGGUCACUAUUGCCGGAGAGUCCUCUGGCGGAUCUUCCGUCGAUCGCUUGGUGACCACCAUUCACACGAACCCUCCGUUCCGCGCAGCAGCUUGCUCCAGCGGACAGGCGACCGUGAGCGCGAUUGGGAGAGACUCUGGGCCACUUUCCUGGGCAGCACUAGUUUCCCUUGUUGGAUGCAGUGGUUCCGAUGAGAUCGAAUGCAUUCGCAACGUUGACGCCAAAACCCUUCGGGAUACGGCUGUCGCGAAUGGUCUCGACUUCAGUCCCGUCAACGACAACUUGACGCAGAUGGAGCUUCCUUACCUUCCAUCUCGCGCUGCCGGUCUCGUAGCACAUGUGCCGCUGCUCAUCGGCUCCUUGGGACAGGAGGGUACUUACCUUGGUCCCAUGUACGGCCUGAACACCUCCGCUGUCACCGAGGAGGAGAUUGCGAUGUUGAUUACCGCUUUGACUGGUGGCGACUCGGAAUUGGUCGCUGGUAUCCUCCAGAUUGUCCAGAUCAUCCAGCAGAGCACCGGCGUCUCGCUGUUCCGCGCUGCUACUCAAGUAUACACCGAAGUAGUUUACCAAUGUCCCGCUCUCCUCGUCUCCAGAACCUCAGCCCAGACCGACAUCCCAACCUGGCGCUACUUCUACAACGCCUCGUACCCGAAUCUCGCCGCUUCCGGCUACACGUCUGACGAACUGGGCGCGUCCCACGGCACCGACACGGCCAUGAUCUGGGGGACGUAUCCUAGAGAUGGCGCCGUCGAAGGACAGGCCGAAAUGAGUCGCUACUUGCAGAAGGCCUGGGGCAGCUUCGUCAAGGAUCCUUCUGGUAAAGGUCCCAACUGGGAGAAGGUGGACUCUGAAGGGAACAACAUUGCCUGCAUCGGAUGUGGCGGGGAGAUUGGGCCCGUGAUCGUUCCAUCUGCGGCGCUUGACGGAUUUUGCCCCGUGUACGAACCGUACUUUAGUCGUGUGAAGACGCCGUUUGUAUGA